CUCUGCAAGUUUCUUCACCUUCAAAAAAAUGCUGUGAUGAUUAAAUGAGUCUGUUGUGGAAGGAACCGUGUCCUCGCAGUGGCCGGGGCAACAUCCAAACUCCAACCCGAAGGCUAGGGCAAAGGGGAGGGACGCCGGCAGGGCAGCCAACCAUAUUUCUAGCCGCUGUGACGACGGCGGGAAACAUGGAACGCGCCGCCUUAAGCCGCCUUAAGCCAGCUUUGCACUCUUGACAGGAUUCAUCUUCCAGGCUCCCCUUCCAUCAAGUCUCUCAUCCCCAGCGCUCUGGGUCCCCAAUGGCAGCGGCCGCCACUACCAAGAUCCUUCUGUGCCUCCUGCUUUUGCUCCUGCCGUCGCUCUGGUCCCGGGCUGGGCGAGCUGACCUUCACUCUCUUUGCUAUGAAAUCACCAUCAUCCCUAAAUUUAGACCUGGACGACGAUGGUGUGCGGUUCAAGGCCAGGUGGAUAAAAAGACUUUUCUUCACUAUGACUGUGGCAACAAGAUAGUCACACCCGUCAGUCCCCUGGGGAAGAAACUAAGUGUCACAAAGGCCUGGAAAGCACAGAACCCAGUACUGAGAGAGGUGGUGGACAUGCUCACAGAGCAACUGCUUGACAUUCAGCUGGAGAAUUACACACCCAGAGAACCCCUCACCCUGCAGGCCCGAGUGUCUUGUGAGCAGAAAGCCGAAGGACACCGCAGUGGAUCUUGGCAGUUUGGUUUCGAUGGACAGGUCUUCCUCCUCUUUGACUCAGAGAACAGAAUGUGGACAACGGUUCAUCCUGGAGCCAGAAAGAUGAAAGAAAAGUGGGAGAGUGACAAGGAUGUGACCAUGUCCUUCCAUUACAUCUCAAUGGGAGACUGCACAAGAUGGCUAAAGGACUUCUUGACGGGCACGGACAGCACCCUGGAGCCAAGUGCAGGAGCAUCACUCACCAUGUCCUCAGGCACAACCCAACUCAGGGCCACGGCCACCACCCUCAUCCUUUGCUGCCUCCUCAUCAUCCUCUGCUGCUUCAUCUUAGCUGGCAUCUGAGGAGAGUCGUUUAGAGUGACAGGUACUGUGGGCAGAAUUGCAAGUUGAACAAGGAGCAGGUGGGUGAGGAGGCAGGACGGGAAAAGAGAAUUCCCAGAGUCCCACCCCUCCCUGUGGCUGGGACCUUCUCAUCCUGACAUGAGACAGGUGAAUGAGACCUUGUGUCACCUGUUGGCAAUGACCUGGGCAGCUCAUUCCUGAUUACUGAUGGAUUCUCACCUUCAGAGUCCAGAGGGAAAAGGAAGGGCCCAUACCAAGGCUCAGAGUCUGUUGAGCUUGAGGUUUAACAAGUUCGGGCAUGAUUCAGAGCAGGUUCCUAUUCAGGAAGGGUGUGUGGCCUGCAGGCAGCAGGAAUUCAGAUAUGGGCAGUCCUCUUAAUUGAGUUAGGUGCAUCAUGGUAGUUUUACAUGAGAUGUGAAAGGGAAGGGGGAUUCCAUCUCUGAGGCUAAGAGAGAGAUCUGGGUGUAAUCCCAGGAGGAGGGGGCUGGGAGAGCCUUGGUACACCUAAUGAAAAAAGUGGGAGUACAGGGCUGCCUUCCUACAGAAAGUGGCUUGGGUUCCAGGAAUUAAGGUGGAAGAUAAAGAGUAGAGGCUGCUCAAGAGAAGGAUAUUUAAAAAGUCAGUUACAUGGACCCGUGGGGUUUGAGGCAGCUCCCCUGCCAUCACCCUCCUGCACACCCCAGAUCUUGAGCCCGCUGAUAGCCCUGCCAGGAGCAGAGUGGAUUCAGGGGAAGGAGGGUCUGAGGUGCUGCUGGGGUUCCACGGGCACCACUGGGCUGGACCAGGAAUGGAUAAGGUGGAACAGGGACAGAUACCUUCAGAGCUAUGGGUGCUGCUCCCAGUGUGAGGAAAGGCUCAAGAAGAAGGAGAAAGAAGGAUGUUUGCCUGCAGGCCGACCCAAGGCCAAGGGCACAGGAAUACAGAACCCUGUCUUUGGAUGUCUGCCCCACUCCUUGCCAUGUUUUAGGCCCUCUCAUCAGAUCAUAGAGAGGGCCUUGAGUGAGGGUGCGGACCCAUCACUACCAGCUUCAGACCUGUGGGCCCCUCCACUCCAUGCCCUGGUCAGGUGCAGGGCCUGGACUGACUCUGUGAUGUGACAAAGGAGGAAAGAGGUUGGUCCAAGCUGCAGUCGCCAGGGUUGGGCCUCAAGGGAAAAAUAGGUCCCUUAGUGCAGGGGGAUCUGAGACAUGGAGUGACUAGGGAAAGUUUACCCUGGAAAAGUGAUCCGGGUUCUCUGCCUAUUAAACCAACAUUUGUGUCCCUUCUGAAGGUUAAAGAUGAUACCAGCCGGGCGCGGUGGCUCAAGCCUGUAAUCCCAGCACUUUGGGAGGCCGAGAUGGGUGGAUCA
Messenger RNA from Macaca mulatta (Rhesus monkey), 2385 nucleotides. RefSeq names its product UL16-binding protein 2. Gene Ontology annotation, biological process: positive regulation of T cell mediated cytotoxicity; antigen processing and presentation of endogenous peptide antigen via MHC class I via ER pathway, TAP-independent; immune response. The record is from RefSeq and is a predicted model, not a curated record. NCBI's taxonomy places the organism in Eukaryota, Metazoa, Chordata, Mammalia, Primates, Cercopithecidae. Gene Ontology annotation, cellular component: external side of plasma membrane.